UGUAUGGUUUGGUGUUCAUAUUUAAAAGAGAAGCAGGACAAAAUUCACUCAUGGCAUGGGCAAUAGUUUUUUGGUGGUGUCAUUUAGUCUGGGCUGCUUCAGGAUGCAACACUGGAUGGUUUGGCUCCAGCUGUCAAUACAAAUGUCACUGUGCCAACAACAGAUGUGAUGACCAAGGUCUGUGUUUAGCUGGGUCAAGUUGUGAGCGGGGCUGGUUUGGUCCACUCUGUCAAUACCAGGAUCUGUCAAAUACUGCAACAAUAACACCAGCAUCGACUUCACAUAAUUUUGACAACGGCAACAAUUGCUCACGACCACAGUCUUUAAAGUUUGUAUGGCAGCAGUGCUAUGAAAUUAGACAUAUCAGGAUAAAGCUAGGCAAUUCAGAUUCUGCAGAAAAUAUCAUUGUUAGCAUGCAGAAAAAUGCUUCGAGUGGCGAAAUACGAUGUAGAGACCAGAAAAUGUUUAGAGUAAACAACAAUGUUACUGAUAUUUACUGUAAUGUGAAUCAAACGGUUCAGAUCCUAAAUAUGACCUUUGGACCAAGCACCUCAGUUUGUUCAAUCAACAUAAAUGGGGGACGAAACGUAGCCCUCAAACAGACGACAUGGCAGUCCAGCAACUACAGUGACUCCACGCAUGUGUACAGCUCCACACUAGCUGUAGACGGCAACACAAACGCCGAGUUCAGCAAUAAAUCGUGUACACAUACAGCUGAGGGUAAUCCGGGGGUCUGGCGAGUAACAUUUACCUCACCUGUGAGUGUAAACAGAUACGUUUUAUACAACAGAAAUAAGAAUCCCGAUCGUCUCGCAGGAUUUAAACUCGUUAGUUACAGCUCUGAUCAUGUGAACCUGUACAGUUACACUGACUCUACCAAUGCUGCAGGCACAAGCGUUGUUAACGUGUCAACAAUAGCGACGCAGGGUGUAUCUUAUGUAAAUAUAACUGCCCGGGAUAUUUUAACUCUUUGUGAAGUGGAGAUUUAUGAAGGAUGCCUCAUCGGAUGGUUUGGACCAAGCUGCCAGUACAAAUGCCACUGUACAAACAACUACUGUGACGUGUCUGGUGAAUGCUAUGGUGGAUCCAAAUGUGACAGAGGAUGGUUUGGUCCACUUUGCCAGUAUCAAGACCUGGCUACAUUAAACGCUGACUUAGUACCAGAGUCCAGUAGCAUAAUAGACGGACAGGAUGUGACGUGGACAAGUUUACAAAACGUAACAAUAAAAUGGAGUGUAGAGUACAGAGUUAAGUGGAUACAGAUUGUGAUGGGGGACACAGGCUCAAUUAAAGACGUACUCGUAACAAUCCGAAAUAAAAACAAUAACAGGUCUUGCAUUGAUCCAACAGUAACCAAAGUAAAUAAUGUAACAACCGAUAUUUUAUGCAAUUCUUGGAUUAGAACUACUCAGAUAUUUAUUGAUUUCAGAACAUCAAAAAAUGUGACUUCUCUUCACAUUAGUGGGGGCCGAAAUUUGGCUCUAAAAAUGGCAACCAGACAGACCAGCGAUUACGUUGAUACUGAGCGAGGCCUGACGUUUGACUCUACGAGAGCUGUGGAUGGGAAUCCUAGUGGAGAUUUCAACGGGCAACUGUCUUGUACGCAUACUGAAAAGCAUCCUGUACCCAGCAGUUGGACUGUGACAUUUUCUAGGCCACAGUUUGUUACAAGAUAUGUCAUAUACAACAGGGGUAUGCGAGUUACUGUAACAUUUGUUGACGGUAACAAUGGAGUGCGACUGAAAGGAUUUAACUUGAUCAGCUACACCCCAAACAACUCAGCUGUAUUCAACCAUACGGAUAAAACAAACAGCACCAGUGAACUUAUUUACAAUGUAACGACACCGGGAAAGAAGGGGGUGUCGGUGUCGUCUAUUGAAAUAAUAGCUAAAAACAAAGACAACUAUUUAACACUGUGUGAAGUGGAAGUUUACGGCGAUCAAGAAUGUUCAGGCAACACAUACGGGCUAGACUGUAGCAGUACGUGCAAUUGUACUAACUGGAAACAGUGUUUUGUUUCAACUGGUCAGUGUCACGGCGGCUGUGUUGCUGGUUUCUAUGGUGAUGAAUGCAGCCAAUCAUGUUCGGCUGGAUCCUAUGGAGAAAACUGCUCAAAGAAUUGCAGUACAAAUUGCACCAACCAGAUGUGUGAUCGGUUUAAUGGUUCAUGUCUUCAAUGUAUACCUGGUAGAGUUGGUCCUUUCUGUGAACUGUCCUGCAAUACUACGUUCUACGGUCAGAACUGUACACAGAAAUGUAGUACAAAUUGUACAGACUCGAAGUGUGACAACACCGAUGGAAAAUGCCAUGAAUGUAUUCCUGGAACCAGCGGAGACUUUUGUCACUUAGCUUGCGACGAACAUCAUUAUGGCACUGGGUGUAUCUACAAUUGCUCAUCAAUGUGUGAGAAUUCAACGUGUGAUAAAACAAAUGGUAUCUGCCGCACCUGCAUGUCAGGAUAUCAAAAUGAUUAUUGUAACUCAACUUGCGACGACCAUCAUUAUGGCCCUGGGUGUAUCUACAAUUGCUCAUCAAUGUGUGAGAAUUCAACGUGUGAUAAAACAAAUGGAGUCUGUGGUACCUGCAUAUCAGGAUAUCAAGAUGAUUAUUGUAACUCAACCUGUAAUGCCUCGUUCUACGGUCAGAACUGUACACAGAAAUGUAGUACAAAUUGUACAGACUCGAAGUGUAACAACACCGAUGGAAAAUGCCAUGAUUGUAUUCCUGGAACAAGCGGAGACUUUUGUCGCUUAGGCAGAUGA
Physella acuta is the source of this 2762-nucleotide messenger RNA. RefSeq lists its product as uncharacterized. Gene Ontology annotation, molecular function: scavenger receptor activity. Lineage: Eukaryota; Metazoa; Mollusca; Gastropoda; Physidae. The record is from RefSeq and is a predicted model, not a curated record.